Messenger RNA from Miniopterus natalensis, 3321 nucleotides. RefSeq names its product leucine rich repeat and sterile alpha motif containing 1 (gene LRSAM1). Gene Ontology annotation, molecular function: protein binding. Lineage: Eukaryota; Metazoa; Chordata; Mammalia; Chiroptera; Miniopteridae. Gene Ontology annotation, cellular component: cytoplasm. The record is from RefSeq and is a predicted model, not a curated record.
GGGCAGUUCGCCAGGGGAGGCAGACCAGAGAGGGCUGCUCCCAAGAUCCCGGCCCCCUGUUUCCCUUUCUCCCUUAUGGGGAGGGUCACCCUAUGGCCACUGUCCCCCAAUCCCAGAGCUCGCCCCUCGCCUGAGAGGUUCACGGCGACCCCCGGCCACCUUUUAACUCCCGCGUGACGUGUGCGUUUCAAAACAAUUUCGUUCUGAAAGACCCGUUCUAACUCGAUUCUAAGAAUCUGCGGUUCUCAGGCCCAGACUUCGUCAUCCUGGUCUGCAGGACUUUCUGAGAUUCUGAGUUUCGGUCCCCAGCUCCUGCGUUUGGAGGAGACACGUCUCCGGAUCCACCCGGGCCCGUGCCAGGUGGUCUGCGCCCCGGCCUCCAUGAGCGAGCCCGAGGAGUGAUCGGCCGGCCUUCGGGCUCUCCAGCGGGAACGGACGUGGGGGACCUGUCCUCCCGCAAAGCCAGUGCCGUGAAGAUUGCUCUGGGGGAAAGGAAGGAUGCCGCUCUUCUUCCGGAAGCGGAAGCCCAGUGAGGAGGCUCGAAAGCGCCUGGAGCACCAGAUGUGUCUGGCAAAAGAAGCUGGGGCAGAUGACAUUCUUGACAUCUCUAAAUGUGAGCUCUCAGAGAUUCCAUUUGGGGCUUUCGCAACAUGCAAGGUUCUGCAGAAGAAGGUGCUGAUUGUCCACACAAAUCACCUCACUUCCCUGCUUCCGAAACCCUGCAGCCUCCUGAGUCUCAUAACCAUCAAGGUUCUGGAUCUUCAUGAUAAUCAGCUCACAGCCCUUCCUGAGGAUAUAGGGCAGCUGAAAGCUCUUCAGGUAUUGAACUUGGAAAGGAAUCAACUGACGUAUCUCCCACGUUCCAUUGGGAACCUGACCCAGCUCCAGACCCUCAAUGUGAAAGACAACAAGCUGAAGGAGCUUCCAGACACUUUGGGGGAACUUCGGAGCCUACGUACUCUCGACAUCCGUGAAAAUGAGAUUCAGAGGUUGCCGCAGAUGCUGGCUCAUGUUCGAACCCUGGAGACUCUGAGCCUGGACUCCUCGUCCAUGCUCUUUCCGCCGUCCGAGGUGUGUGGCGCCGGCACCGAGGCCAUUCAGCGGUUCCUCUGCAAAGAGUCAGGGCUGGAAUACUACCCCCCUUCCCAGUACCUGCUGCCAGUGCUGGAGCAAGAUAGAGCCGAGAACUCCCAGGACAGCCCUGAUGGGCCCACGGACAGAUUCUCCAGGGAGGAGGUAGAGUGGCAAAAUAGGUUCUCAGACUAUGAGAAGAGGAAGGAACGGAAGAUGCUGGAGAAACUUGAGUUUGAACGGCGCCUGGAACUCAUGCAGCGAGAGCAUGCCCAGCUCCUUCAGCAGAGCCACAGUCAAAAAGACGAGAUCCUUCAGUCCGUCAGGGAGGAGCAGUCCCGGCUGGACCAGGGCCUCAGCGAGCACCGGCGAUACCUCGAUGCAGAGCGUCAGCGGCUGCAGGAGCAGCUGAAGCAGACAGAGCAGAACAUCUCCAACCGGAUCCAGAAGCUCCUGCAGGACAAUCAGAGGCAAAAGAAGAGUUCCGAGAUUUUGAAGGCACUAGAAAAUGAAAGAAUAAGAAUGGAACAAUUGAUGUCCAUAACCCAGGAGGAGACAGAGAACCUGCGAAGAAAUGAGAUUGCCUCCGCCAUGCAGCAGAUGCUGACCGAGAGCUGUAAGAACCGCUUCAUCCAGAUGGCCUAUGAGUCUCAGAGGCAAAACUUGGUCCAGCAGGCCUGUUCCAGCAUGGCUGAAAUGGAUAUGCGGUUCCAGCAGAUUCUUUCGUGGCAGCAGAUGGAUCAGAACAAGGCCAUCAGCCAGAUCCUGCAGGAGAGCGCCAUGCAGAAGGCUGCAUUUGAGGCUCUCCAAGUGAAGAAAGACCUGAUGCAUCGGCAGAUCAGGAACCAGAUUAAGUUAAUAGAAACUGAGUUAUUGCAGCUGACACAGCUGGAGUUAAAGAGGAAAUCCCUGGACACAGAGACACUACAGGAGAUGAUCUCAGAGCAGCGCUGGGCUCUCACCGACCUGCUCCAACAGCUGCUCAAAGAGAAGACACAACGAGAGAAAGAACUCCAGGCAAUCCUGAGGGAGUUAGAAGCCAAAAGCGAAACCAAGCAGGAAAAUUACUGGCUGAUUCAGUAUCAGCGGCUUUUGAACCAGAAACCCUUGUCCUUGAAGCUGCAGGAAGAAGGCAUGGAGCGCGAGCUGGCGGCCCUGCUGGUGGAGCUGUCAGCCGAGCACUACCUGCCCAUCUUUGCCCAUCACCGCAUCUCGCUGGACAUGCUGAGCCGGAUGAGCCCCGGGGACCUGGCCAAGGUGGGUGUCUCGGAAGCUGGCCUACAACAUGAGAUCCUGCGGAGAGUCCAGGAGCUGCUGGACGUGGCCAGGAUCCAGCCAGAGCUUCUGAAAGCACCCCAGGGCGAGGUCCUUGGGGCCCUGGAGCCCACUGCCCCUGAGGAGUCUCCUGAGUCCGUGAGGCCAUCAGCUCCCCCAAUGGAGCUGGAGGUGCAGACCUCAGAGUGUGUCGUGUGCCUGGAACGGGAGGCCCAGAUGAUCUUCCUCAACUGCGGCCACGUCUGCUGCUGCCCGCAGUGCUGCCAGCCACUGCGCACGUGCCCGCUGUGCCGCCAGGAGAUCGCCCAGCGCCUCCGGAUCUACCACAGCAGCUGAGUGCCGGCCUGGGCCCUGGCCCCCCCACCUCUGCCACCCGCAGGCCCAGGGCUCCAGCUCACCCCCUGCUCUCCGCAGACUAGUAAGGCCCCCUCUGUCCUGGGCCCUGCCCCAAGCCCAGGAGGGUGCCCCCCACCCCUGAUCUCCAAGACGUCUGGGCUGGGCCCAGGCAGAAAGUGAGUGUUCCUGACCGAUGACCUGAAUACUGUGUAAGAGAGGAUCCCUCACGGUGUACCAGGGAGUGUCCUGGCCAGUGUGGCUCUGCCACCUCCCAGCUGACUAUGGCAGGUCCCUUUCCCUCCAAGAGCCUCGGGGUCCUCGUCAGGAGAACACAGACAGUGCUGUCCCUUUCAGCAGGGCAGUGGGAGUGCAGGAGGACCCUGGUGCGGGGAGAGGAGGCCACAGAUGGAGCCGGUGACCACAGGCCACCACGGGCUGAUUGAUCGGCUGGAAGGUGUUCAGUGCAAGCCUUGUGCCACAGGCGACAUCAGUCCCUCCCUGCCUCCUUCACUGCUGCCCCUCAAAGCUCUUGGCCCUUCUAUUCUCCAGAUCUGCACCACCUCACCCCAUAUGGCUCAAGGGCAGGGAAUGAGCUUUGCAGACCCCGAGCAGGAACAUCAAUAAACCUGUUCACUUCCA